CGCGUCGCGCCGCGCGUCAGUCGCGCUGUUGCCGCCACACGCGCUGCUGCUGCUGCUGCUGUUACGAUGAAAUCCGCGACGGCGCGGGAGGGCUCGGACGCGACCUUAACCUUCCCUCCCUCCUUCAAGUUCGGCGUGGCCACGGCUGCCUACCAGGUGGAAGGCGCGUGGGACGAGGACGGAAAAGGUGAAAAUAUUUGGGACCACCUAUUGCAUAAGAAUCCUGAAUUCACAGAGGACCGGGCAAAUGGCGACAUUGCCAACGAUUCCUACCAUCGUUACAAAGAAGACGUGCAGUUAGUGAAAGCUCUUAAUGUAGAUUUCUACCGAUUCUCCAUUGCUUGGUCCCGCAUUCUUCCAAAAGGGGAUCUGAGCGUCGUCAAUCAGAAAGGAUUAGACUAUUACAACAACCUCAUCGAUGAAGUAGUAGCGAAUGGCAUCGAACCGAUGGUCACCAUUUACCACUGGGAUUUGCCGCACGAAUUGCAGAAGUUGGGUCAAGUGGGCAUCGUAUUCGGUGGUUCUUGGGCCAUUCCAAAAACAGAUUCUCAAGAUGAUAUUGCUGCAGCUGAACGCUACAUGCAGUUUUAUUUGGGUUGGUUCGCACACCCCAUCUUCUCGCAGGAGGGCGACUACCCUCACGUGAUGCGACAGAGGGUGUCCGCCAACAGCGCCCGAGAGGGGCUCCGGAGGUCUCGCCUCCCGCAGUUCUCCCGGGAGGAAAUUGAAUUGCUUCGAGGAUCUGCUGAUUUCCUGGGCCUGAACCACUACACGUCGUUUCUCGUGGAGGCCGACGAAACAGGCCCUUGCCCCUCGCUCGGCAGAGACAGCGGCGCGGUGCUCUCGCAAGACCCCUCGUGGCCGGUGUCGGGCUCCAGCUGGCUCAAGGGAGAAAUUUGGAUUAUACCAGGUAGAUUACAACAAUCCUAAUCGCACACGAACCCCCAAAAAAUCAUCCAAGUUUUUUGCAGAGAUUGCAAGAACACACAAACUGCCAUCAUGAAACUUGACCUCAGUGCGAUAUCCAAUGUCCUUACAAGGAGUUCCUCUGAAGCUUUAUUCUGAUGUAAGGUUCUUAAAAUGAUUCUUACAGUUGCGUAUGUAUUGAAACUGAAUUAAUAAAUUAGGAUGAUGAGUAAGAAAUAUAGUUUUUUUAAUACAUUGUGUUUUUAAACCAAGAUACUAGUAUUACAAGAUCAUUGAAAUUUGAGAAUUAACUUCAAUACUUCCUCUGAAAGAAGAACAAACAAGUUUUCUAUGGUGAGGGCUGAACUGAAGAGGAAAGCUGCUAAUUUUCCUGCAAUAUUACAAAAUGUACUUCAAAAUGGAUAUAUGUUCUGUGUUUGUUUCAGAGUUUAAUUUACUUUAAUAUGUGUGUAACAUGUUGAAUAAUUCUGGAAGAAUAAAUUCUAAAAUAACAACCGAUGCUUCUGUAUUAUAUAAAUUAUGCUAAAUGAUUGUUGUACAAUGAAAAAAGUAAAAUUGUGGUGUUGAUGAAUACCAUACUUUUCUUUAAUUCUUCAUUCCUCUUUGUUACCAUAAAUUCAUGUACAUAUCAACUAUACAGUUUCAGAUACCAUUUUCAAAGCAUGUAAAUAAUUUAUUAUUAAAUGCUCCUCUUGAUAAGAAUAUUAGUGGACUGUAUUCAUUAGCAUACCUUAUUUCUGGUAGAUCUCGACACUGCUGACAGGCCUUUCACAGAAACUUUUUUGUUUGUGAUAAUUCAUUGACAUACACAGGCCUGCUGCAAGUCUUUUGGGAAAAGCUCAUUUUUUACUUCUUGCAUACUGCUUACUCUGUAUAAGAACAUAAUUGUAAUGCUGCGGAAAAAACGGAAUAGUUUGGACACAAAAAUGUUAUUGUUGGGCCCUGGCAAUGAUAAACUGAUCGAAAAAUGGUUGAUGCCAAAACGACUGUCGGUUCGUCUUCCUGGUCAACGCAUGUACCUACAUAUACCGUUCGGGCAAUUUUCUUAAAAUCGUUGUUUUCCGACUGACCUGGACGAACUCAAGGUUCUCCAAGUGUGAAACGGAUAUUUUAAUUUUUGUGACGUUUAUACGAGUCCUCAACAUUUUGAAGAUUUUCUAGAAACUGCCAAUGUUCUAAAUGGUAUCUGUUCUAAACAUCAGUUCUUUAAAAAACGCCAUGUACAUUUUU
Messenger RNA from Gryllus bimaculatus (two-spotted cricket), 2157 nucleotides. Lineage: Eukaryota; Metazoa; Arthropoda; Insecta; Orthoptera; Gryllidae. The record is from the annotation of a GenBank genome assembly.